Molecule: messenger RNA, 1883 nt
Organism: Eucalyptus grandis
Lineage: Eukaryota; Viridiplantae; Streptophyta; Magnoliopsida; Myrtales; Myrtaceae
Product: laccase-17
Exons: 6
Coding region: 1-1758 (585 amino acids)
Biological process (GO): lignin catabolic process
Cellular component (GO): apoplast
Molecular function (GO): hydroquinone:oxygen oxidoreductase activity; copper ion binding
Source: RefSeq, a predicted model, not a curated record
AUGGGUGCUUCUUUCCUCCAGUCAUGUCCCCUCGCCGGUUUCUUUCUCGUCGCAUUAUUUGCCUCAUGCUUCUUUCCUGAUCCUGCUCUCGUCGCCAGUGAAGGCGUGACCAGACAUUACAAGUUCAAGGUCGUGUUGCAAAAUGUAACGCGUUUAUGCUAUACCAAAAGUAUGGUCACUAUAAAUGGGAAAUUUCCGGGCCCACGAGUCAUUGUCAGAGAAGGCGACCGACUUCUAAUUGAAGUGGUUAACCAUGUCCCAAACAACAUCUCAAUUCAUUGGCAUGGAGUUCGACAACAUCAGUCGGGAUGGGCAGAUGGUCCUGCAUACGUGACUCAAUGCCCGAUACAAACUGAUCAGAGUUAUGUGUACAACUAUACCAUUGUAGGCCAAAGAGGCACUCUUUGGUGGCAUGCGCAUAUAUCAUGGUUACGGUCAACUCUCUAUGGUUCUCUUAUCAUCCUUCCGAAACAUAAUGAUUCUUACCCAUUCGCCAAGCCUCACAAAGAAAUCCCCAUCAUCUUUGGUGAAUGGUUUAAUUCAAAUACCGAGGCAAUCAUUAGUCAAGCCCUACAAACUGGUGGUGGACCUAAUGUUUCCGAUGCCUAUACCAUCAAUGGACUUCCAGGACCAUUAUAUAAUUGUUCUGCCAAAGAUACAUACCGUCUCAAAGUGAAGCCAGGAAAGACUUACCUUCUUCGGUUAAUCAAUGCUGUACUCAAUGAUGAGCUCUUCUUUAGCAUUGCAAACCACACGCUUACUGUGGUCGAAGCAGAUGCUACUUAUUUGAAACCCUUUGAGACUGAGACACUCCUAAUAGCCCCUGGACAGACCACAAAUGUCCUUAUUAAGACAAAACCCUACUACCCAAAAGCCACUUUCCUCAUGACUGCAAGGCCUUAUGUGACUGGUCUAGGUACAUUCGACAACUCUACCGUUGCCGGCAUUUUAGAAUAUGAACCACCACUGAACGAACCUCAUCAAUCUCCUUCAAUUAAGCAACUUCCGCUUUUUAAACCGACUCUCCCACCUUUGAACGACAGAGCCUUUGCGACAAAUUUUACAACUAAGCUCCGGAGUCUAGCAACCCCACAAUUUCCCGCCAAUGUUCCUCUAAAGGUUGACCGGAGGUUCUUCUUCACAGUCAGUCUCGGAACUAUUCCAUGUCAGGGCAACCAAACUUGCCAAGGACCAUAUGGGACAAUGCUUACAGCUGCUGUUAACAAUGUAUCUUUUACAAUGCCGACCACUGCCCUCCUUCAAGCACACUACACUGGUCAAUCGAACGGAGUCUACAGCCCGGACUUCCCGAGCCACCCGAAAUCCAUGUUCAACUUUACUGGCACCCCACCCAACAACACAAAUGUGGGCAAUGGAACAAAAGUGGUGGUCUUGCCUUUUAACACCAGUGUUGAGCUUAUUAUGCAGGACACGAGCAUCCUUGGUGCUGAACGCCAUCCCCUUCACUUGCAUGGGUUCAACUUCUUUGUUGUGGGACAAGGAUUUGGCAAUUUUGACCCAAAUAAGGACCCUGCAAACUUCAAUCUUGUUGACCCAGUUGAGAGGAACACUGUGGGUGUGCCUUCUGGGGGUUGGGUUGCCACAAGGUUUUUAGCUGAUAACCCAGGGGUGUGGUUCAUGCACUGCCACUUGGAAGUUCACAGCAGUUGGGGCAUGAAGAUGGCAUGGCUUGUCUUAGAUGGGAAGCUACCCAAUCAGAAGUUGCUUCCUCCACCUGCGGAUCUUCCCAAGUGUUGAUUGACGUCUCAUUCUCUCUUUGGGAUUGACUUUACUGAAUGCUUUUCCUUCUUCUCUUUUUUCGGUUUGGGUGAUUGUAUUUCGUGAUAUUUCUAUGGCCCUCUUAACUGGCUACGUAAUCGGGA